Messenger RNA from Malus domestica (apple), 1031 nucleotides. RefSeq names its product methyl jasmonate esterase 1-like. Lineage: Eukaryota; Viridiplantae; Streptophyta; Magnoliopsida; Rosales; Rosaceae. Gene Ontology annotation, biological process: salicylic acid metabolic process; jasmonic acid metabolic process. Gene Ontology annotation, molecular function: methyl salicylate esterase activity; methyl jasmonate esterase activity; methyl indole-3-acetate esterase activity. The record is from RefSeq and is a predicted model, not a curated record.
ACGAAUAUUCAAACCAAAUCAAGGAAACUGAGAGUUAAUGAUACAGAAAAUGGAGAACAUGAUAGAAAUGCUUCUUUUGCUUUUCCUUUUAUUUAUUUGCUUAGCAAAAGCUAGUACCUCAACGCCAUCCCCGCUCCCCAACAUUCACAACCAAACUCAAAGUCCAAAACAUUUUGUGUUGAUACAUGGAGCUUGUCAUGGAGCAUGGAGCUGGUAUAAGGUGGCCACUCUCUUGAAGGACUCAGGUCACCGUGUCACAGCUCUAGACUUGGGAGCAUCCGGGAUCAACCCGAUUCAGGUAGAGCAACUCCCUUCGUUAUCGGAAUUUGUCGAGCCUUUGACAAAGCUCAUGGUGUCUCUACCACCAAAUGAAAAGGUUAUCCUUGUGGCUCACAGCUAUGGUGGUGCCGUCAUAUCUAUUUUCAUGGAGAGGUUCUCUCAGAAAAUUUCUGCUGCGGUGUAUGUCACAGCUAUCAUGUCUGGUCCUACUCUUAAUUACUCAACUAUAUUUGCAGAGUUUGUUAAAACAUUUGAUUUUAAGGACUCUCGGUUCAGAUAUGAUAAGGGGACCAGCAACCCUGCAACCUCCUUUAUCCUUGGCCCUAAGGACAUGGCGACAAGCUUGUACCAGCUCUCACCACCAGAGGAUUUUACCCUAGGGUUGUCGUUGGUGAGAUUUGCUCCUCUAUACAAUUGUGAUGUAAUAAAGCUCACGAAAGAGAAAUAUGGAACAGUUCCUAGAGUGUUCAUCGUGUCCCACCAGACCAUACAGUAGUGUUGGAUCUGCAAAAGUAUAUGAUCAAGAACAAUCCGCCAAAUGAAGUGAAAGUGAUAAACGGUUCUGAUCACAUGGUCAUGCUCUCGAAACCCAUGGAGUUGUUCAUCCAUCUCCAAAAUAUCGCUGAGAAAUAUCAUAAACACAAGCAUGGUUAAUUCAGGCAUACUGCUUGCGUCCAAAGCACCACAAUACUACAUCUGUAAUAUAUGUUUGUAUGAUUAAAUGAAUAAAUUAAAGAAAGUUGCUAUUUCUA